Messenger RNA from Saccharomyces paradoxus, 1878 nucleotides. RefSeq names its product Yap1801p. Gene Ontology annotation, molecular function: phosphatidylinositol-4,5-bisphosphate binding; SNARE binding; 1-phosphatidylinositol binding. Gene Ontology annotation, biological process: clathrin-dependent endocytosis; clathrin coat assembly; vesicle budding from membrane. Gene Ontology annotation, cellular component: clathrin-coated vesicle; clathrin-coated pit. Bases 1 to 1878 code for a protein of 625 amino acids. Lineage: Eukaryota; Fungi; Ascomycota; Saccharomycetes; Saccharomycetales; Saccharomycetaceae. The transcript has a single exon. The record is from RefSeq and is a predicted model, not a curated record.
AUGACAACGUACUACAAGUUGGUGAAAGGUGCUACGAAGAUCAAGUCGGCUCCGCCUAAACAGAAGUAUCUAGACCCAAUACUAUUAGGGACCAGCAAUGAGGAGGAUUUCUAUGAGAUCGUAAAGGGUUUGGAUUCCCGAAUUAAUGACACAGCUUGGACUAUUGUGUAUAAGUCUUUAUUAGUAGUACAUCUCAUGAUAAGGGAGGGUUCCAAAGAUGUUGCAUUGCGUUACUAUUCUAGGACCCUGGAGUUUUUCGACAUUGAGAACAUACGUGGUUCCAACAGCAGUGCGUCUGGGGAUAUGAGGGCACUUGAUAGGUACGAUAAUUACCUAAGGGUCAGAUGUAGGGAGUUUGGUAAAAUUAAAAAGGACUAUGUGAGAGAUGGUUACCGAACAUUGAAGCUAAACAGUAACAACUACGGAAGUUCUAGAAACAAGCAACACUCUAUCAACGUCGCACUAGACCACGUGGAGUCCUUGGAGGUCCAAAUCCAAGCUCUGAUUAAAAACAAGUAUACACAGUUUGACCUGAGUAACGAAUUAAUCAUAUUUGGGUUCAAGCUGCUUAUUCAAGACCUGUUGGCUCUAUAUAAUGCUCUCAAUGAAGGUAUCAUAACUUUACUGGAGUCUUUUUUCGAACUGUCUCAUCACAAUGCAGAGAGGACUCUGGACCUGUACAAGACGUUUGUGGAUUUGACCGAACACGUUGUCAGGUACCUGAAGAGCGGGAAGACUGCGGGUUUGAAAAUACCAGUCAUCAAACACAUUACUACAAAACUGGUCAGAUCGCUAGAAGAGCAUCUAAUAGAGGAUGACAAGACCCAUAAUACUUUUGUGCCAGUUGAUGGUUCUCAAGACAACUCUGGUUCCACAGUAGCUAGAUCUACUGCGCAGGAAAGGUUGGAGCAAAUUCGUGAACAAAAAAGGAUACUAGAGGCACAGUUAAAAAACGAACAAGUAGCGAUAUCCCCUGCUGUGACUACUGUCACAGCCGCUCAAUCUUACAAUCCGUUCGGAACAGAUUCUUCCAUGCAGUCUAACACUCUAUUGGCGGGAGCUAAUCAAGCACAACAGAUCGCAAAUAACCCGUUUGUACCUCAAACGCAACCGCAGGUGAUGAAUACACAGACUGGUCGUACAGAUUCCGUAACUUUAAAUGCCCCGGAAUAUGCGAUGGUCCAACACACAGUGAAUACGAGCCCUCUACAAGAUCCCGGUGUAAGCGCCCAACAAACGGGUUACUAUUUUAUCAAUAAUCAUUUAACUCCCACAUUCACAGGCGCCGGAUUUGGAGGAUACUCCGUUUCACAAGAUACAACUGCCGCUUCGAACCAGCAAAUAUCUCAAUCACAAGCUGGUUCUAACAACCCAUUCGCAUUGCACAACGCUGCGACGAUCGCAACGGGAAAUCCCACGCACGAAAAUGUCCUAAAUAACCCAUUUUCACGACCAAACUUCGAUGAACAAAAUACCGGUAUGCCACUACAACAACAAGUAAUAAGUAAUCCUUUUCAAAACCAAACGUAUAAUCAACAACAACAACUACAGCAGCAAAAAAUCCCUUUGAGCACGAUCAAUAGCGUCAUGACAACUCCUACUAGUAUGCACGGGUCGAUGAAUAUUCCCCAACGUUUUGAUAAAAUGGAAUUCCAAGCUAACUACACUCAAAAUAAUUUCCAGCAGCAACAACAACAACAGGGUUACCACCCGUCUGCAACCGCAACCGUCAACCCUAUUAUAAAUACCACUGGAACCGCUCAACCUCAGGCUGUUCCUUUCUAUUCGCAACAGGUACAACAGCCACAACAGCCUCAGACGCAGCAACAAGUUUUAGGGAACCGGUAUACCAACAACGUCAACUUAAUUGAUAUGUGA